This is a messenger RNA of Saccostrea cuccullata (small rock oyster), 8917 nucleotides long. RefSeq lists its product as uncharacterized. Lineage: Eukaryota; Metazoa; Mollusca; Bivalvia; Ostreida; Ostreidae. The record is from RefSeq and is a predicted model, not a curated record. The transcript is spliced from 9 exons. Gene Ontology annotation, molecular function: metal ion binding. The coding region runs from base 453 to 4739 and encodes 1428 amino acids.
UUAAGCGUAGGCAUAUCCGGCGUCAACCUAGAGGAACAACCAAGGUUUCCUCUGGGGUAAUAUUGAGUUAUCGUAUAUUCUUUAUGUUUUUCCUCCGAUGUUAGUACGUAGACAGUCUUAGUGAUGUAGUUCUGCUUUGAGGAAACAAUAUUUGCACCAGGGCGUUCACAUGCAGCGAACUGUUUAUCUCUGAGUGUCAUGAAUGUAAAUCUUUAAACGUACCCCCAUCGUCCUUCAGUUUCCGGGGAAGACAAUGGAGUUGUCUAGAAGAGAGAUGAAGAGAUACAUACCCAGAGAUAGAAUUUUCAUGUAAAGCUUUAUCAAGCACCUUGUCUUCCUCUUAAACCACCAAGGCCAUGUUGUCCAUUAAGAAAUUACCCAGUACACGACUGUCCCAGUGGUUUCACUGUAUGUAUCCAUGUUUGGCAAAGAAGCUGUGCUGAGCAGUUUCCAUGAAGUUUCCUGAGCAUAAACUGUUCAUGGAAACUGUGCGGCUGCCGUCGCCAGUUCAAAAGUGGUUUGGUCACCAGUUGGAGCUUCGUGGCAUCGACUCCAUCAUUUAUUCCAGACACAUAAUUCACCUUCUUCAGCAGGAUGAUGAUGAGUUUCAAGACUAUGUUGACCUUGACCUCCUUUUCGACCCCAAAGCUGACAAAAAGCAUCAAUGUAAGCCUGCCAGAUAUGACAAGAAAAAGUUGAAGAAUUCUGAGGAGAGAAAAAAGUCGGCAGCAAUUGAAUGUCUGCAAGCUGUUUCAGAUGAGGACAAUGGUAUAGAGAAUCUAGUAGAGGAAUUAUGUCACAAAUUGAAGGCUCUGGAACAACAUGAUGGGGGUGAUGGUACAAACAGCCAAGAACAGACCACUAGUUCAUCAGAGAGCGAUUCCAGCAGCUCAGAACUUGAAGACCCAGCUGAACGAUAUUAUGCAGCCUUCCCUGCCUUACAUGGAAAAGAUCAGCACACCACACCUGAUGACUCCCAAAGUGUAUGGAAGAACAACCCAAUUACCAAGCCAAAACCCAGCCAAACAGAUGAAGGACUAAAUCAGAAAGACCAAGCUCCAGAAAACCAACACAGAGAGCAGAUACCAUCCCAAACCCAGUCCAAGAAAAAGAAAAAACAAACUGUCAGGAAAAUACACAUGAGAAAAACACCAUCCAGAAAAGAAGAUACCAAUCAUGGAGUCUGUCGCUUCCUUAGCUUGCCAAAUGGAAGUCUUAAUAUUGAAAAGCCUAACACACAGGCCCAUUCUUUACAGGACAAGGAGCUAUGCUCUCAAGUGGAGUGUAUGCUGAAGGAAAUUUUAUUACAGAAGGAAGAACAGGCUUUGAAACAAAAGAUGCCUUGUCCGGAAGAGAAGAUAAGAAAGCCAACCAAUGCAGAAGGAGCAGAGAUUGCUGCAGGAAUUAGUAGUCCAAGAGACACAGAUGGGUCGGUAAGUCCAGAACUGCAAGAGGAUGACUCUUGGUACACUCAACCAAUAGACAUCUUGUUCACAACUGAGGAACCCCGUCAGCGUCUUUACAAGCGAAACAACAGUAGCUCUGCCUCACCUCUCCAACAGAAGUCGGGCAGUGAUAGUCCAGUUAGUCCAGAUGGGGGUCUCAUGCAGCAGUCUUUUGUGGAUGAUACUUUCUUUUUUCCAUACUCCACUUCAAACUCCAGUGAAACUGGAUUUUCCAACACAUUUCCUGCUCAUUUGUCUCACUCUAUGUUUAACCAAUCUGAGCCUGAAGCAAUACCAAACCCAGACACUGUUUUGAAUCCAGAGGAGUGCGGGUUUCCUAUCUUCUCUCCUUAUGAUAAUCUUCCUCAAACAACACCUACAAGUGAGAAAGGGGAAAGCUUGAUUGAUAGGUGCUUGACAGACAGUUGCAUUGAAAAUAUGCCAAACAGUGUAAGCUUAACAACUAUCAGUGACCUGGAGGAUUUACAGAAAGGCAUGGAAGAUUUGGAUCUAGAUGAGAGCUUGGCAUCAUCAGAAAAUUUAUUGGACCAUCAACAAUUUGAUCAAAUUAUGAAUACGGCAAACCAUCAAGAAGUAAACUGCUGGAAUAACAACUUGCAAAAUUUUGACAGUUUCCUCCCUUCAAAUGUAGCAUCAACUUGGCCAUCAAAAGUUCUGGUGGAUGACUUGAUGCCAGAUGUUCACUGGGAUGAAAGGAAUGAAGAUUACACUGCAGAUUUUUACAAUCAUUUGAAGUAUGGGAAGAUCUGGCAAGUUUGGGAUGUGAAUUAUCAAAAGAUCACAGGUACCUACUCUGGUCCUUUGAAGAAUCCACUACAUACUUGUUGGAGUGACUGUGGAUUGUUUGGUAUGUCCUCUUGCUGGGAUCCAUGCCAGCCUGGGGAACAGUCUGAUGUUUGGGGAAGCUAUGGUUUAUAUCCAAAUUCUAGUACCUGGGGAGAUUAUUGGAAACUGAAAGAUUCCUAUGGAAAAGAUUUUAUAAAAGAGGACUUAAGUUUGGUGGAGACAUCAGAAGAUGUGAAUCUGCUUGAAGACCCUUGUAAUCCACUAGUUAUGGUUGAUGUGGAUCAAGAUUCUGUGGUGUGCCAGCUAGAAAACCAGAAUAGUGAAUUGAUCCCCCAAAUUCAGUUUGAUCUUGUCUCUGAGGUUGGAAGUGAGUACGACAAUGUUCUCUCAGAUGGAGAAAAUGAUCAACUCAGUAACAGCGAAGAUGAUCAAUGUUUCUCUAGAAAUCUCUCUUAUGGGGAUUUCCAGACAAUGUGGUCCAUGGCUGAGCAUUCAACACCAAAGAAAUUUCAUCUGUCGCGAAGCUUUGAACUGGUGCCCUCGGAGGGAUCGGCAUUUGUUGAUGUUGUUCCAAAGAAGAUUCACCAUGUGCUUAGCGAGCCCAUCCUAGUAAGCCAAGAAAUGGAGUCAUUGACCACAAGUUCAUCUUGCAAAAAACGAAGUUGUAAGUCAGACUCCAGUUCACCUGAAGAACAUCUUUACUUCUCUCAGAAGACCCACUUUCAACCAAUUCAGUCCCCAGUUGUACAGAAUACUGGAUCUACUUACAACUUGAGAGACCUGUUUGGUGGUUAUGCUCCUUCGAAAACACCAUACCAGAAAUUCCAGACAACUACAGAUGAUGAAGGGGAUGAGGAUGAAGAAACUUUUGUUCCCAUGUUCAAGAUUCGAAAGGAUCAGGAUAAAUACAUACAGACAAGCUCAAGUCUGGAUAGUGAUGAUGAAAAAGAGCUAAAAGAGGGAAGUGAAAGAAACAAUGGUCUGUUUGGAAAUGAUGGAGAGGUCUUUGAUUUAUUUGGAUAUGUUGAAAAUUUGACUGAAUCCGCAGAAUCAACCCCGAGAAAUCUUUUGGAAUGUGUAAACAACUGUGUGGAUUCAGGAUAUGAAGAUUUAGAUCAGCAUGUUCAAGAGAAAGACGAAGCAGACAGGGCUGGUUUUUAUAGAGGUCCUACAAUGAAUAAGAAGGGGGAUCCAUGGUCUAUGGAAUAUGGAUUUUAUCCAAAGCAGAACAUGUGCUCAUGUGGAGAAUUGGCUAAAGAGGAAAAUUGGUUGUCUAAUGUAUGCAGGGAUUUAAGCACAGGAAACUCACUGCUUGAUUAUUCGAAACAGAAUGUAUGUUCUUGUGGCAAAACACCAGUGGUCAGAGAUGGGGAGACAGACACCAGGAGAGAUGCUGCUGUCUCAAAACCACCUGUCCAUCAAUGGGUCAUUCAGGAGGCCUGGGGGCUGGAUCCUGGGAGCGAAGGUCAACAAGAGGCAGCCCUCAGUCACAGUAUUUGGAGCAGUGGCCAUGAAGAUGGAGCAUUUUCUGAAAUGUUCUACUAUCCUGGACAUGAUGAGGAAUCUGCUGCAGAACAGUACAAGCUAGAUGACAGUUCUGCUUCUAAGCUGAAGGACCCUUCUGAAGAAAAUGAAAACACAUUGUUUGAUUUUAACCAGGAUAUGGUCCAUGAGGAGAAGGAAAGCAAGUAUACAAUUGGCAAAAUGAAGGAAACUGGCCAGUCUAAUUCAUAUAUAGCAGAUUCUGAUCCCUACGGCCAAUCAUUUAUGGAGAUGACCUCGUACUUUGGAGAUGAUGUAUCGGACACUAGCAAGGCCAGACCUGAUCAACAGUGUGCUGGUCAACUAGAUAAAGAGAAUCAUCCACCAGAGAAUGACUCGGACAUUGUCAAAGUCAAACUGGUCAUCAAAAAAGGAAAGAAGAAACAGGACUUUGAGAAUUUGGACACAAAUCCACCUCUUUUUAUGCCCAUGCCUGUGGCUGCUGUGUACUCGUGUGAGUUGGAGCAUGCCUGGAUGAAUAACAUGGAGGUGGAAUGUCUCUUCCCACAGUCCCUAAAUGGUAAAGGAAAGAAAAAGCCCUGUACCUUUUUCUUGGAAGGAAACUGCCGACGUACAGAUUGCAAGUUUGCUCACGAUCUGUCCCACAUUACCUGUCGCUUUUGGGAGGAAGGAGACUGUUUUAAGGGAGAGUUAUGUCCCUUCCUUCAUGGAUACAGUCCAUAUGCAAGGAAAUCAAAUCACCAUGCAUCUGAAAGGAGAGAUUUGAAGCCAUUCAAGUAUCAAGCAGAGGAUUUCCCCAACUUAACAAAAACUGAAUCUAAGGGAGACAGGUCUAAAAAAGACAAGUACAACAAACUGAAUAAAUACAAAGCCUCCAAGACUCAACUGAAGACACAGAUAAACAAAAAACUACAAAAGAAUAAUGUUGUACAAGAGGAGGCAGAAAACCUUCCCAAGAAACUGAAACAAAAGGGCUCGCAAUAAGAAAACUUCAGAGAGGUGAAGUAAGAGAGGCCUCGUAUAAGAGGAAAAACCUAGAGGGUGUGAAAAGUUGACCCAGUUUAAUGGAAGUGUCCCCCCUAGUGGGUGCUCCCAUUAAAGUGUGGGCCUGUGUAGAAUCUAGUCAGGAGUAUUAAAUUUGUAGAUGGAGACUAGGCAUCUUUUGUUCAUUUCGAAAUGAAAAUAUUUUGUGUUAUUAUUCUGCACAUCUUACAGUCUUUAUAAUCAGUUACCUAGUGUCAUGGUUUAUCAUAAAAAAAUUAUAUCAUGUUUUUUCCUACUCAAAGAGUCAUGGUGUGUAAAUUUUUAAAAAUUUGUUUUGCAAUGACUAAUAAGAUAAAAUGAGUUUUUCAUAACAAAUAUUUCUUUCUUGGCCAAUUAAAGUCUGUUUUAGUAGUACAUGUACCACUAUGUGCAAGGGAGUUUGUUGAAAAUUUGCCGGAUUUGAGAUUUAAAAGACUAGAAAAAUUGAAUGGCACUGUGAAGUUUUUAAUGAAAGGAAAAAGUAUAGUUUUUGACAAUUUUACAUUAUUUAAGAGGAUUUUUAAUAUGGUAUUGACAGAUGUUACACUAAUGCAACCUCUGAAAUUUCCAAUAAUUUCAGAUUUAUUUUUAAGAUCUGGGCAAAUCAAAAUUAAAAACAUAAUAAUGUCUUCAUGUUGAAACCUCUAAAAUUCAGUAAUAAUCUUGAAUUUGCCAAGAUUAAUAUGUAGAAAUGUGUUGUAUUUGAUCAGCUUAUUUCAUGUACUAUAAUUUUUAUGUAAGGACAGAUGAUUUGGUAGACAUCUUGGUAUAAAAAUACAGUUCUUUUAUAUAUACAUUGUAUAUAGAAAUCCCUAUCACAUUUGUUUUUAAUUGGGAUGAGAACAAAGAAAAUGGCCCAUGUGUGAAAGGUUGCUGAUUCAUGUUCAAAACAAAACUUAAAAAAAAAUAUUGAGUAGAGAGAUAAAGAGGGAAAAAAUGUUAUUUUUAGCAAUUGUGUGAAUGAUUGAAUGUGAUUUGAAUCAUUGAGAUUUGUUUGAAGUCAGUAACAGAAUGCAAGUGUAAUGUUUGGGGUACCAAGAUGUAAAUGUUUGAAUAAGUGUAGUGUAAGUGUAAAUUGAUUUGCCUGAAAUGGCCACAAGAUCCUGAAAGAUGUGUGAAUGAUGAUACAUAUGUUUUAAAAAAAUAAUGCAAGGACGAAUACCUAAAUUUAAGAUCACAUUAUUAAAUUUGCAUUGAAUUUUUAUGAACAUGAAAAAUAUAAACUGUAGAAAAAGAAAACCCCCCUCCUACUUCAAAUUAUGAGAGAAUAUAAGGAUAUAGAGGGGGUGUUCUAUUUUUAAGGAUUUACAGUGUAAAUGAUAAAGGAUUUAUUUUUAUGUCCAUGAUUUGGCCAUUUUCAAAGCAAUAGUAAACAAAAAACUAUGUCUGAUUGGUGUGUAUAUGAUAAAAUCAAUUUUGUAUGUCCAGAGAUAAUGAGUAACAAAUGAAUGAUAUGAAUGAAUGAUGUUUGAUAAGUGGAAGAUAAAACUAAAAGAAGGGCCUGAGUCUACCAUCAUUAUUAUAUUUCACAGCACACUUGUGAAAUAGAAAAAUUACAUCAGAAAUGCUGUGCACACAUGUAUGGAUAAAAAGUGUAUGAUACUAUGAUACACAGUGUAUCAAAUAUUUGAUACAUUGGGAGAGUCAUCAUAAUUUUUUUUUUUUUUUUUUUUUUUUUGUAUUUUCAUUUUAUUUUUGGCUAAUAACCUGUACAGAUUGUUCACAUUUCAUAUAGAGGGAAGUAAUUGAUGAUUGCCUGUUGUAUAAAUGUUUUUUAAGGCACUUGAGCCAAUCUUGAGGUCAUAAUUUGUGCAAAUGAUUUAGUCCUGUGUUGAGCAGAAACAGAACUAAACUCACUGAAAGUUAAAAACUAAAGCAAUUGCUACCAAUAGGUGCACAUAAUUUUAUGUUGAGUGUUGGAUUAAGUUGACUAGAGAGCUGUAAGUAGCAAGUUCAUUGUACAUUACCAGUAAUGUUGGACAGAAAAAAAAACUGUAGAUGCUUUUUCAUGCAAUCAGCUCAUCAAACAUAUAUUUUUCAUUCAGCAAAUAUGUCUUGAUUAUAAAAUUCAUAGAAAUAUAGAAGAAGGAAAUGGUAAAUAUUUCGUUUGAACAUAAAUUGUAAUCAGAAUAUCUUCAAAUUUGGGAAGUCAAUAUUGCAAAUAACUGAAACAGAAUUUUAUUAAUCAUUUAAUAUAAAUGAUUCUAUUUAGGCCAAAAAAAAUAUAUAUAUUGAAAAUGAAUUAUAAGCUACUGUGGUGUACCCAAGUCAUUUUUUUUAGUACAAAGGUGUAAAUAUUGACUGUAUCUACAUGUACAUGUAUUUCAUUUUCAACAUACUGUAAAUGCGCAUGCCAUUUAUCUUGAUAGAUAAUCAUCAAGUAUUGAUGAACAGAAAUCUUCUAGAUGGGAAAAUCAUUCAAAUAUUGUGCAUAGUUAAAAUUUAAAUGUGUACUUAAAAGUUAAGAAUGCCUAAAUUGAUAACGAAGUUGGUUAUACAUGAAAUAUUUAUUUUAUUAUUUUUUAUCAAAGGGCAGAUCACUCUAAUUGCAUAAAAACAGAAGGGUCAUUAUAACAGUGUAAAAUAUUUACAUUGAAAAAAAAAAAGUAUUGGUUCAUUGUGCAUAGUUAGGUGAAGGAAUGUUUCCUGGUUUCUGUAGACAGAAUUCAGAUUGUCCGUGGUCUUACACUUACACAUAUUUUUCGGUCUGCCAGAUACCUAACAGAAUACACUGCUUAUGUUUCUUCUCGUUUAUUAUGGGGAAUAUAGUCUCAGAUUGCUAUACUAUCUUACUCUGUAAAAUCAAUAAGAAUUUACAGUGAUGGAACAAUUGAUAAUAAUAUGUAUUCUGAUUUGCUUAUUCUAUGCAUAAGUUGUGUAGAUAAUCACAAUACUGCAUCAUUGAAUGGUUUUACUUUUAUUCCUGUUAUAAAAGUAUUCAUUUUUAUGUGUGUACAGUGUCUGGCUACCUUAUGUUAAUUAAGAAAAGCCUGUCAUAAACCUUUAUUUUUCCGUUUUCAUCCCAACACGUUUUUAUUUAUAUCAUUUAGUAUACAUGUAUUACACUCCAUUGACAUGUACAUGUAAAAUCAUUUUGCGUAUGAGACUAAUUUCUCAGUUUGCGAAGCAAAAAUUGUUUUUAAAAAAAUUAUGAAAAUUCAUUUCAUUAUUUAUAACAAUUCAUAUACUUAAUCCAUCAUUUUCCCUUCAUUUCUUUUGUUAAUUGCAUUUUCAGUAAAGAAUUAACAUUUCUGUGACUGUUCUUGUCAAUUAUCUCCCUUUCUUUCAUUCCAUCUUUUAAAGAGAAUUAAAACUGACUUUUUGUUUAAUGAGUAUGAUAUAAACUGUUUGGCAAAAAUGUGCCAUUUAAGUUCUUAAAAUUUGAAUGUUGGAUUUUUUUUAAGUUUAAUUAUUUAAACCACUAUUAAAUGAUUGAAGAAAAAAAAUUCUAUGCAUUAAAAAAAAUCCAGAAAUGUUGAGUCUAUUAUUAGUAAUUAUAUCUUCAUUUUCGGAAAGCUCUUGUACUAAAAAUUUUAUAUGAUGACUUUACAUCAAAUCAUUUAUGAUUUCUGAGAUACAGUGUAUAUAGCCACUGGUUUGUCAAAUUUUAUUCAGAUUUUUUGGUCAAGAUAUCUUGUUUUGAACAGUAAUGAGCUAAAACCACCACCUUCAAGCAAAAUAGAACAGCUGUAUACACUGUACCUAAAGCUUUAUUGUUUUUUUUAUUUGUGGAAAGCUAGAGCAAUUUACUGCAAAGUACUUAGCUGAAUGUUGUACUAAUAGAAUUGAUUUUCCAAAUAAGAGGGAAGAUCCCAAAAGAAUGUGAAACUUUUGUUUCUGAAAAAAUGAAUAAUAAUGCAAGUAAUAUUAUAAUCCAUGUAACUGAAUUGGGAAUUUUAAGAUCGUAGAUGAUUUUUGUGGCAUAUUUUAACACCAAAGGCCACGUGUUUUGACUGAGUAGAUAUUUGUUUGAAGUAUUUCUUUGUGGUGUGUGUUACCUUUACAGAGGUUCUGAGGUGUAAUUAUCCCAGAAUGUCUGUGGAAAAUGUUUGAAAGUAUUACAUCACUGUUUGGGUAAAGAUGACUACUGUACAUCAUCUAAGAAUUAUCUUUACUGAAAUAAAGUUUAUGGAAAUGAG